AUGGAGGUUCCCACAAACAAACCACUCUCCUAUGAUGCAUCGAAAGCUGUGCUGAAAUCGAUGAAUCUGGAAACGAGAGAAGCGAUCAACAAGCGUAUCCCAUCGCUCCGCGUCAUCGACUCCCUCUUCCCAUACGAAUUAGAAAAGGUACUAAUGUCCACUGAUCGCUUAAAUUUCAACGAUAGAGAAUGGUUUUUCAUUAAAAGGGGCAAUGACCAUUGUGAUCUUAUGAUGUCAUCUGGCACACAAGAAGCCCCCAUCCGUCGCUUGGACAUGUCUGCAGACGCUGCAUAUCGUAAGCUGUUCGAUGCUUAUAUCAGAAAUGGGACAAGAAUUCGAACUCUUUAUCACACCGACAUCCCUGAAAUGCUGAUGGAGAAAGAUCCAGAAGAGUUGAGACUGAAAGUGCAGAAUCUGGAGUUGCCGGCGGCUUUUAUGGGUAACCACGUUGCCGAUUAUGAACACUUAACUCGUUUUAUCGACUUGGGAACCUUGAAAGGUGUGAUCUACCAGAUGAAUUCAAAUAAUCGAGCAAUUUUGGAUAAACCAGAGAUAUGGCUCGCUUCUGACAAACCGAUCGGAAGUCGUUUCAGUUGGGGACAAACGUACUACGACGACGUUCUCGAUAUUUUCAAGCAUUACGAGAAGGAGAAGGGAGCAGUUCCAUGGAAGCAUCCACGUCUUGGGAAUUCGUUUCACGCUCACGGCGUCAAACUCAGUAUGGAAGGCGGUCGGAACCUUGUGAUGUUUGGUGGCGCUACCAAGAAGUACAAGUGGUUUGACAUUGCUCCGUGGACCUUUGAUAUCGAGGUGAUGGCAGCGGAUGUCUAA
Caenorhabditis remanei is the source of this 831-nucleotide messenger RNA. RefSeq lists its product as uncharacterized. The transcript is spliced from 4 exons. The coding region runs from base 1 to 831 and encodes 276 amino acids. Lineage: Eukaryota; Metazoa; Nematoda; Chromadorea; Rhabditida; Rhabditidae. The record is from RefSeq and is a predicted model, not a curated record.